UGGUUUCUUCCCUGCAAAUUCACAUAUUAAUACCUUCUCAUGGAGAAACAAAAGUCUCCCAGCAACGUCCCUAUCAUCAACCUUCCCAACAAAUUCCCCGAUCACCCCACCGCCUCCAACACCCCCACAGUACGUCCUGGAGGCGGAUGGAAAGCAGCCAUCUUCAUAAUAUUCGUGGAGGUUGCUGAACAAUUUGCCUCUAUCGGCUUGUCCAGCAACCUCAUCAUGUAUUUCACCACUGUCUUCCACGAACCGCUGGGCGUGGCGGCAAAGCAAGUCAAUAACUGGGUCGGGGUCUCCGCCGUGUUCCCAUUACUUGGCGCCUUCGUCGCUGACUCGCUACUCGGCCGGUUCAAAACCAUAAUCAUAGCCUCUCUCAUAUUCUUUUUUGGAAUGGUGGUGUUGACGGUAUCGGCGACUGUGGUGGGAGACGAUCACCGGAAGGCGGUGUUUUUCUUGGGACUGUACAUUUUAUCGGUGGGACAAGGGGGUCACCGGCCAUGUGUGCAGACGUUCGCCGCCGAUCAGUUUGAGGAGGGGACGCCGGAGGAGAGGAAGAAGAAAAGUUCGUUCUUUAAUUGGUGGUAUGUGGGCCUUGUGGGGGGCUCCACUUUCGCUGUCUUUGUGGUUAUUUACGUUCAGGAUAAUAUCGGAUGGGGACUAAGUUUUGGAAUUCUAGCCGGAGUUUUGGCGGCGGCGAUAGUUCUAUUUUUGGCCGGAGUGAAGAAGUACAGACGCCAAGUUCCGGUUGGAAGUCCGUUGACGAGAAUAGCCCAGGUGGUGGUGGCGGCGGCGAGGAAGUGGGGUGUGGACGAGACGCGCCAUGAAUGGAGAGUGUGUUACGAGGAAGACAACCACGCCAAAAAUGAGGGGGAAGGUCAACACAAUCUUAUGACUUUGGCUCGCACAAACCAAUUCAGGAUUUUGGAUAAGGCUACGUUGAUAGACAAAGAGGACGAGGCGAGGAAGAAGCGGGACCCAUGGCGGCUGAGCACGGUGGGGGAGGUGGAGGAGGUUAAGUUGGUGGUGCGGCUGAUACCGGUGUGGGUGAGUUGUUUAAUGUUUGCAGUGGUGCAAGCUCAGAUCCAUACCUUCUUCACAAAGCAAGGCUCCACCAUGCUCCGCUCUGUCGGCCCACACUUUCAGCUCCCGCCGGCUUCUCUUCAAGGUGUCGUCGGCCUCACCAUCCUUCUCACCGUCCUCUUCUACGAUCGCGUUUUUGUCCCCGCCGCCAGAAACUUUACAGGCCACCACUCCGGCAUAACAGUGCUACAAAGAAUAGGAAUGGGCUUGUUCAUCUCCAUCCUCACCAUGGGCGUGUCCGCCCUGGUAGAGGCCAAAAGGGUAACCAUUGCUGCCGAGCACGGUCUCAGCGACACCCCAAAAGCAACGGUUCCAAUGACGAUCUGGUGGCUAAUCCCACAGUACAUGCUGUGCGGUGUGUCGGAUGCCUUCGCCAUAGUCGGUCUCCAAGAACUUUUCUACGACCAAAUGCCCCAAUUCAUGCGGAGCUUAGGUGCAGCGGCAUACAUAAGCAUCAUCGGGGUUGGAAACUUCCUGAGUAGCGCGAUCAUCUCGGUUGUCCAGGCCGGGAGCGGGGGGAGAUGGCUGGACGACAAUCUGAACCGUUCAAAUCUACAUUACUUUUACUGGGUAUUGGCUGCAUUGAGCGCAUUGAAUUUGUGUGGGUAUGUUUGGAUUGCCAAUGGUUUUGUGUACAAAAGAGUUGGAGGGAAUAGAUCAAUUAACGGUGAUGAUGGUGAUGUGAAGAACAGUAAUAAUAUUAAUGGGUGCUAUGGGGAUGAUAUGAUUUGAAGAAUAAUUAAUAAUAUUGUAGGAUAUGAUUAUUAGAGAGAGAAUAUUAAUUAAUUAUAAUCUCUGUUUUCUUUAAUUUACUAGUUAAUUGUUAGAGUUUGAAUUAAUUUAGAGGUCCCUAAUUGGUUUGUGUAUCGUUGGGAUAUGAUCAUUAUGUAAUUAUGGUUAAUUGAAAAAUUAAUAAGCAUUCAUAUUAUAGUUUGCAUA
This is a messenger RNA of Cucumis melo (muskmelon), 2022 nucleotides long. RefSeq names its product protein NRT1/ PTR FAMILY 5.4. The transcript has 5 exons. Gene Ontology annotation, biological process: transmembrane transport; oligopeptide transport. The record is from RefSeq and is a predicted model, not a curated record. Gene Ontology annotation, molecular function: transmembrane transporter activity. Lineage: Eukaryota; Viridiplantae; Streptophyta; Magnoliopsida; Cucurbitales; Cucurbitaceae. Gene Ontology annotation, cellular component: membrane. Bases 40 to 1815 code for a protein of 591 amino acids.